Scophthalmus maximus (turbot) is the source of this 3781-nucleotide messenger RNA. RefSeq names its product engulfment and cell motility 3 (gene elmo3). Gene Ontology annotation, biological process: cell motility; actin filament organization. The record is from RefSeq and is a predicted model, not a curated record. Bases 509 to 2656 code for a protein of 715 amino acids. The transcript is spliced from 21 exons. NCBI's taxonomy places the organism in Eukaryota, Metazoa, Chordata, Actinopteri, Pleuronectiformes, Scophthalmidae.
UGCUAUAGAUCCAUGUGAACGGAAUGACCUGUCUUGAAAUUAAUAAAGAGCAAAAGUUCCCUUUGCCGUGCUUUAUUGUAUUUUAACCGAAACAGAGCGGACGCGAAGGGGGUUUUAUUUUGAAAGUCCUAACCGGAAAUCAACGCUCUCAAUCCCGUCGAACUUGACUGAAACCCUCGCCUGAACGACUCCGACCAACCCGGAACUUUUAAGUCAACUAAUCAUUCCUGAAAACUUGUUGCAAGGAGUUUCUUUCCCCCUCCGACGAGCUCAGACUGUUUCUCCCAGAAAAAAAAACCCCAAAACAAAACAAACAAACAAACAAACCAACCAAUUGGGGUGCAGUUGAGGAGUUGUGCCUGUCGAAGGGAAAAGAAAACAAAAGAAAAAAAAGGACCCGUUGCAAAUGUGUGUCGCCCCGAGCGCGGAGGCUCCUGCAGGACAGUAGCUCCCCCGACUCGCCUCGUCUCAGACCAGAUAAAGUGUGGUGGAGUCAAGAGGCGCCAAGAUGCCACAGCAGAAGGACAUAGUGAAGAUUGCCAUCCAGAUGCCUGGGGCCUACCCCCAGCUCAUACAACUGGAUCAGAAAAAGCCUCUGUCUGCUGUAAUAAAGGAGGUGUGUGAUGGCUGGAAUCUCCCAGGUCCUGACAACUUUGCUCUGCAGUAUGCUGAUGGAGUGCAGACGUACAUCACUGAAUCAAAUCGUCUGGACAUUAAGAACGGCUGCAUUCUGCGUCUGACCAAGGCACCGGGUCGCUGUGCGGAGGACUUGUUCAAGGGCAUUCAGAGCUCGGACUCGGGCGUGCGCUGCGAUUCGCUCAAGGAGCUGGCGAGCGUCUCCACGGACGUGACCUUCGCUCAGGAGUUCAUCAGCCGAAACGGACACCUCCUAUUGGUCAAGAUCGUAGAGGAUUCAAAGGAGAGCAAUGUGAUCAUGACCCACACACUGACGGGCUUCAUGGAACUAAUGGACCAUGGGAUAGUUUCUUGGGAGAACCUCUCAUCUGUCUUCAUCAAGAAGAUCGCCAGCUUUGUCAACGCCAAGCCGACCGACGCGUCAAUACAGCAGGUGUCCCUGGACAUCCUGGAGAGCAUGGUGCUGAGCAGCUACGGCCUCUUCCUGCAGGUCAAACAGGAAGUCACGAUGGAGAGGCUCAUCGCUCACCUCCAGGUGACAAAUCAGCAGAUACAGACCAAAGCCAUGGCCCUGCUCAUGGCCCUGCUGCAGACCGCCGGAGACUCGGACAGACAGGAUAUGUUCGCUUUCCUGAAUAAGAAGCAUCUCCGCCAGUACAUUUAUAAGAACAUCAUCCACAGUUCUGGUUCGGUCCAGGAUGAGAUGGCCCACUACCUCUAUGUCCUACAGUCAGUCACUCUGAAUCACCUGGAGCCACGCAUGAGGACGUCGCUGGACUGUUACAGCCAGGAGCAGAGAGAAAUCCUUCACGGUUUGCGGCAGGCGGCGUUUGAGACCGAAAGCGAGAACAGCCUGAGCCACGAGAGGCGACGCUCCCUCUGCGCCAAAGAGUUCAAGAAACUGGGCUUCUCCAACAACAGUAACCCUGGUCAGGACUUGGUGCGGACGCCUCCGGGUCUUUUAGCUUUGGACACCAUGUUUUAUUUUGCUUCACGCUAUCCUGAUGCCUACAGCAGGUUUGUCCUGGAGAACAGCAGUCGGGAGGAUAAACACGAGUGUCCGUUUGCCAGGAGCAGCAUCCAGCUCACACUCAUCCUCUGUGAAAUCCUUCGUAUCGGAGAGCCUCCCUCAGAGACGCGAUCCGACUACCACCCCAUCUUCUUCAGUCAGGACCGGCUCCUGGAGGAGCUUUUCUGUAUCUGUAUCCAGCUGCUCAACAAGACCUGGAAGGAGAUGAGAGCCACGCAGGAGGACUUUGACAAGGUGAUGCAAGUGGUGAGGGAGCAGAUCACCAGGACGCUGUCGAGCAAGCCGACCUCCCUGGAGCUCUUCAAGAACAAGGUCAACGCUCUCAACUACAGCGAGAUCCUCAAACUGCGGCAGACGGAGCGGCUGCACCAGGAAGAGACGCUCGCUCCACCUGUGCUUGAGCUCAAAGAACGCCUGAAGCCCGAGCUGCUCGAGUUGAUCCGUCAGCAGAGACUCAACAGACUUUGUCAGGGAACAAUGUUCAAGAAGAUUAGCAGCCGGCGCAGACAGGAUAAACUGUGGUACUGCCGCUUGUCGCCCAAUCACAAAAUGCUUCACUACGGCGACGUGGAGGAAGACACGGACAACCCGCCCAUAGAAACACUGCAAAAGAAGAUUCCAGUGGCAGAUAUCAAAGGGCUGCUGACGGGAAAAGACUGUGCUCACAUGAAGGAGAACAAAGGCAAACAGAACAAGGAGGUGCUGGACCUGGCGUUUAGCAUCACAUACGACGUAGAGGAGUACAGUCUGAACUUCAUCGCACCUUCCAGAACUGAUUUCUGCCUGUGGACGGACGGACUGAGCGUCCUCCUGGGCCGCGAGAUGAGCAGCGAAUCCAUGCGCAGCGAGCUGGAGAUCCUCCUCUCCAUGGAGAUCAAGCUCCGCCUCCUGGACCUAGAGAAUGUCCCCAUCCCCGACAGCGCGCCGACCGUCCCCAAACCGCCGAGCAACUACAACUUCUGCUACGACUUCAGCCAAACUGAGCAGUAAAGGGCGUGUGUUUGUGUGUCUGUGUGUGUGUGUGCACAGGCUGGAGUGCAACUAGGAUGUGUGAACGUGUAAAUAUAUAUAUAUAUAUAUAAAUGUGUGUGUGUUUGUGUAUGUGUAUAUGUGGUGAGGUUUUACCUGUGCAUCCACGCACUUAUUAACAGAUUGCUAACCCCGACAUUAGUAGUCGGUCUCCGCGGUGGCCUGGUUCUCUAUAUCCAAGUGAAACAUGAGAACAGUUGCAAGUUGUGGGUAAGAAUCACUACUACAUAAACAUCGAUCAGCUGCACUGACGCUGCGGAUUAUCACUGCUCAUCAUGGAAAGAUUUUUUCCCCCAUUUUCAGUCCUAUGAUGUUCCGCUCUCUGGAAACUUCAACAACUUCCAGAAACAAAACCUCUGUUGAUGUUGUAAAAAAACAACUACUCAAGAAAUGGUACCCUAAUUUUGUUUUAUAAUCAUUUUUUUUCAGUAUUUUUAAAUAGAUCUAAAACUAUGCAUGGUACAUGGAAUAUUCCUGUAUGCGAGACUGCUCGUUACUGGUCGAGGGUACUGACGCUUUGAUCCAGUCAGACUCCUCUAAAAAAAAAAUACAAUAUGUUUUCAGUGUCAAGACAAUAUUUUGCUUGAAUUUACCUAUGGUACUUAGGUACUCUGACGUCUUGUUAUAUAAUAAUGAAGAUCAGCUUCAGGUACCAAGAUGAUUUUUUUCCCCCUAAUUUGUUAUUAAGAAUAACAAUUUUUAUCACAUUUGCCUCAAUCAACAGUUUUAAAAAUGAGAAAAAAUAUGUUUUAUAUCCAACAAUCAUUCCUGUAACUCUGUAUGACACAGUAAGUAGUUAGUUUUGCCUGAACUUGUUAUUAAAUGAUGGAGGACAUGCUCUGUCACAUUUUUUGACAUCUGGUCAUUUCAUUUCAACACAGUCACAACUUCUCUCUGCAGUGUAUUCUCCUGAGACACCAGCCUCUGUGGUGAUGUUCACUUUGAAUCAUGAGCUUUGGGUGAAUUCACACAAAUAAACAGUUUGACUUAUAUCGAGAAAAUAAAACCAAGUAUGUGUUUUUCUUUCAGAGCAUGUGUGCAAAACUUUGGUUUAUUUUUUUUAAAUAAACAUCUUUCACACUUGAA